UUAGCUGGCCAUCGCAAUUCGACCUGGCGUAAUAUCUUUGUCCAACAGCUGACGCUCAUACGAACACCGACAGGAGAAUGUAGAAAAUGCGAUCGCGAUUGAUCUACGGAGGGAUUCGAAUUGAAGGAACUGUGAUUAAAAACGAUUGAUACAUAUCAUUUUACUUUAGUGAAGAAAGUGUAUGUUAUACUUAACAGCCGAGGAUCUUAAAAGUAAUGAGGUGGACAGUUGUUUUGAAAUUUAAACUAAAUGUUUUCAUGAACGUAACAUAACUAAGAAAAUGCAGGAUAUAGUCUUAAGAAAUUAUUCGUCAGUGUCGCCAGAACGAUGCCAAUUAUCGUUCGACAACCAGACUAAAGUCGUGUGAAUAAUGAAGAACAACCUGGCGCCUGAUUUCACGACGGACAACGAGAUAUACAAAGACGUCGUCAUUGUAGGAAAUGGCCCAUCGGCUAUGGCACUUUCAUUUCUACUGUCAGGAAACUUACCAUAUUACACUGGUGGAGAGCAUCCAGAUGAAAUGUUAACAGCUCGGCUGAGGGUUACGUCACUUGAUGUGUCACUGUUGGAUCAAGAUUUGGAAUUCCUGUCUCAGGGACUAGAGGGACGGUCACAAAACCCUGUUGCAGUGUUGAUGGAUAGCCUGGCUCGACCAGGAGCUGACGUUGGCUUGGAGAUAGAUCCUUUGAUACAAUACAGACGUGCACCAACAGGACGGCAGUUACCCUCUUACAUUGUACUGGGACGUGGGCCUCCAGGUGGUGUAUGGCGACGCGUUGAUGGACAAGUGCUAGCACUCUCUCCAGCUUCUUGGAUGUCAUUGCCAGGAGUUCCCCUGGAAGGGAGUGGGCGUCCUCCUGCAGGAAGGGUUGCACAGUAUCUUGCUGCAUAUCCUUCUAUAACAGGAAUCAGUGACAAUUUCCACUCAGGAGUAGAUGUAACACACAUCUCUCCUCCUCCUGUUGCUGAUAGUUCUGACAAGCUGUGGAGGGUGGAAGCAACUGAUGGUCGUGCAAUAUUUAAUUACAAAUGCAGGACAGUGGUCCUGGCAACUGGAGCACAUGAUGUACCUAAUCAAUUGGGAGUGCCUGGUGAAGACAGCUUGCGAUGGGUUUUCCAUGAUGCUGCCUCCUUGGAGCGAGCUCUUGACUGUCCUGGUAUGAUAGGCACUGGCGUAAACCCUGUGCUUAUCGUAGGUGCUGGGUUGAGUGCUGCUGAUGCUGUCAUAGCUGCCCGCUUCCGUUCUCUACCAGUCCUACACGUGUUUCGGAGGCGUCUUGAUGCACCUCUGUUUGAUCAUGUGCUGCCUGAGAAUGUCUAUCCUGAGUACCAUAAGGUACGUCAAAUGAUGGCUGAUGGAGGUCACUGUUAUCCUAGGUACCAGGCUCUGUCAGAUGCUGCUGUAUUGGAGUUCUCUGAGGAAGGGACAGGUUCACAGGCUGUUCGAUCAGUGCUUCUUCGUGGAGCAGACGGGAAAAGAGAGAGAGUCCAAGUGUGUGCUGCUGCUAUCCUGACUGGUGCUAGGCCUGAUCUCUCAUUUAUUCCUGAAGAGCUUGUGGCACAACUUACAAGUAAUUCAACAAAGCCAAUGGAUCCACGUCGUAAUCCAAUUGCUGUGGAUCCUUACACUCACAAAGUGCUCCAUGCUCCUUCAGGUCUUUACGCUUUAGGACCUCUUGUCGGUGACACCUUUGUGCGAUUUGCUGCUGCUGGAGCCCAUGCUGUUGCUGCAUCUCUGCUGGGUGACCUUACGUAACCAACAUCAGGGAUGAAACUUGGUUGACUUUCUUAUUGUGCUAUGAAAACACCAACAGCUGGGUAACUUGCCAGCUACUACAGUGGCAUCUGUGGAUCGCUGUAUAUAAAUUCAACAUGUCUGUGAUAUUAUUUUAUUAAUUUCCUGUUGUGUAUAAACUGACCCUUGAUGUGACAAUGGUAUUCUGAUCAGAUACUGAAUGAUUUUGUAAAUAUGUGUGUAGGAUAUAGUUUUUCGUAUUGUCAGUCCUAUGUUUACUGACUCUAAUAUUGAGUCCGAAAUCAGUAUAUUAAUGCAGCAAGCUGUAUUGGUGGGUGCUAUUUUUAUGUUCCAUGAUGCAUUGACGUCUAUUUAUUUAUUUUCAUAUCAUUUUUAAAAUAUAUAAACAGAAUUUUAUUUA
Schistocerca gregaria is the source of this 2156-nucleotide messenger RNA. Its product is annotated as oxidative stress-induced growth inhibitor 1-like. Bases 371 to 1756 code for a protein of 461 amino acids. Lineage: Eukaryota; Metazoa; Arthropoda; Insecta; Orthoptera; Acrididae. The transcript has 6 exons. The record is from RefSeq and is a predicted model, not a curated record.